AUGGCUCUCCACAGCUGCUGGUACUUCAUUCCGUUAAGUCAUUUUGGUCUGUUGGUAAUGUUAUCUAUCUAUCUAUCUAUCUAUCUAUCUAUCUAUCUAUCUAUCUAUCCUAUUGAUCAUAAUAACCCCUCCAGAGGCCUGCUGAACUAUGUUGUUAGCAAGGCGUUUGGGGAAGGAUUGAAACUAGACUUGAAAAAUCUAUCUAUCUAUCUAUCUAUCUAUCUAUCUAUCUAUCUAUCUAUCACAGUCUGUUUAUAUCUAUCUAAAUCUAUCUAUCUAUCUCAAAUCUAUUUAUCUAAGUCUGUUCUAUCUAUCUAUCUAUUCAUCUAUCUAUCUAUCUAUCUAUCAAGCAUUUUAAAUGCAUACACAUCCAUCUCUUUCGCCAUAUUUCAAUCUAACAAAGGAAAAAAAUCCCAGCUCUUUUAUUUUUCUAUUUAUUUUUAUUAUUUUCUUUAUUUUAAUCUUUUUUUAAAAUUCGCUCUAUUUCUUUCUUUCUUUCUUUCUUUCUUUCUUUCAGUCAUCUUUUUUUCCUCUUAUUUCAUCAAUCUAUGA
Messenger RNA from Acanthosepion pharaonis, 552 nucleotides. NCBI's taxonomy places the organism in Eukaryota, Metazoa, Mollusca, Cephalopoda, Sepiida, Sepiidae. The record is from the annotation of a GenBank genome assembly.